AUGUUUACGCUAUAUCCACACACACUAUAUUCGCGCAUUGGCCGUGGACGGGAUAGUGCCUAUUUUCUGAGUGGGUCUUUCCAAGGAUGUUAGAUACACAAUGGAUCAGCUACAAAAGCCUGCACCACUGAGCCCUGAGGAUACGCCAAAGACCACACCUUCAUUGUCUUCCAAGCCCCAUGGUGCCGGUCGGGAGGAGAACGUGAAACCCCCCAUUCCUCCUGCAAGGGCGCCAAAGGCCACACCCGCCGUUUCCAAGCUGCCUGAGUUACCCGCUGUGAUCGUGGACCCAGAGUCGGGGGAGAGGUACCGCAGAGGAAGGCUACUAGGAAAGGGUGGUUUCGCCCGUUGCUAUGAGCUGACACAUCUAGACACGCACUAUGUCUACGCAGGCAAGAUUGUACCUAAGGAGAGAAUAUCGAAACCAUCACAGAGAGAAAAGAUGGAGAGAGAAAUAGCAGUCCAUGCACAGCUUAGGCAUCCACACAUUGUGGGCUUCCAUAAACACUUCCAAGAUGCUGAAAACAUCUAUAUCCUUCUAGAACUAUGCAGACAUAAGUCUCUCCUUCACAUGCUUAAGCUGAGGAAGCACCUGACGGAGCCUGAGGUGCGCUACUUCAUGCUACAGAUAAUAGAAGGCGUACGGUAUCUUCACAGUCACUGCGUCAUCCAUAGAGAUCUCAAGCUUGGCAACAUGUUCCUUACAGAUACAAUGGGCGUUAAGAUCGGGGACUUUGGGUUGGCCGCUAAACUCGAGUUUGAGGGAGAUAGAAAAAGAACAAUGUGUGGCACACCAAACUACAUCGCCCCAGAGGUGCUGGGCAAGAUAGGACACAGCUUUGAAGCAGACGUCUGGGCCUUGGGCUGUAUAAUGUACACAAUGUUAGUCGGGAGGCCUCCGUUUGAAACCAGUUCCCUCAAGGAAACCUAUGCACGCAUCAAGCACAACAAAUAUCACUUCCCGGAAACCCUUUCCCCUGUUGCUAAGGAAAUCAUCUCAGACUUACUAUCCUCAGACCCAGAGGAACGACCUCCAUUAGAGGUGGUCAUUGACCAUGAAUUCUUCACUCAGGGUUUUGUUCCGGAGACGUUAUCGCCGACGGCGUGCGUGACCGCGCCAGACUUCCCGAUCACGAAGGUCCUGAUCAGCGAUCGCAAGGGAGACCUCGUCACAAAUGAAUUCUGUCGGUUAAAACGGGAGAGCACGUUACAGAGGAGAGACGUGACGGCUCCGCUGUCUGAACUGAUUAACAAUGAUAGCAGCAAGCAAGGAUCAGGAACCACUUCACAAAACUCAGGCAAACCUUCCAGUCAACCUAAGCUGAGAACGAGGAUAACAGGGUCACGACCCAUGACCCCAGUGACCUCAGCUAUCAAGACAGCCAUGGUGAAUGUCAUAGAGAAGAGAAGUGCAGCAGUGACCAUGGUUAAGAGUGCAUCAAUCUGUUCUAUGGACAAGGUCUAUGAGAUGCUCAAUACAUGCUUAGAACAUAUGCCAAAAGAAGACCACAGAACCACACCCAAAUACAAGCCCAACCCGAGCGAGGUCGUCUGGGUCAUCAAAUGGGUCGACUACUCCAACAAGUAUGGCUUCGGAUACCAGCUCUCAAACAAGGUCGUUGGGGUCAUGUUCAACGACAAAUCAAGAAUUAGCUUUACACCUGAUAGAAGUUCAGUGCAAUAUUUAUCAACGGACAGCAAGGUACACUCGUUCCCUCUCAGCUCCGUCCCCAGUAGACUCUCCAAGAAGGUGACUCUCCUGGAUUACUUUGCUACAUACAUGGACGAACACCUCAUCAAGGGCAUCGACUCGGACAAGAAGGACGGGAUCAGAUCGCCCUCGCCCAAGAGGAAAGGAGUGGAUAAACCCGGCCCCGUCAACUCCGCCCAGCCUUAUCUAGAGAAGUGGAACAGAACGGGGAAAGCCAUCACGAUGUAUCUCAGUAACGGUACAUUGCAGGUCAACUUCUUUGAAGAUCACACCAAGGUCAUUCUCAGCCACAACAACAACGACCAUCUAGUGACCUACAUCAACGAAUCCCGAACCCCGACCACGUAUCGCGUGCUUCACAUCACCCAUCACGGCUGCACGAAGGCGCUUCACACCCGACUCUCCUACGCAAGACACGUUCUCUACAGCAUGAUGGGUAAAGGCGAGGAAGACAACGAAAAACUAUGACCCCGAUGGAUUGGGGUCGGGGGUCAGAGGUCAUGAACCUUGUGUAAGAUAGUGAUGUCUCUUUGGAGGAGAUGAUGACCACCAUGGUGUUCAUAGAACAUUGAAGCUUAAACAUGCUUUUCUGGCGACCAAUCGGAAUAUUCCUUUCAUGCACUCAAUCUUGAAAGCUGAUGGGCUGAAGACGUUUCCCCCAUCAAAGGCCUAUCCACUUUUGCAUACACUUUUGAUUUGUGUGCGUAUGCAUGUAUGCGUGUCGAUCCCGGGAGCUUACCAAUCAAAUGCUAAAGGGUUUCUAACCCCACUGUAUGUCAAACUGUACAUGUAUCUAUGCUCUGCUAGUGUGUGGUGUACAGUGAUGACAAAGUACGGUGAGAUUUGCUCAAGAUGAAACGGACACCUGACAUUCCCUCUGGCGACAACUGCUCCAAGAUUAUCUCGUCAAACGUUUCGAGCUAGGAUUGGGUUGCAAUUAGGUUUUAGGUUUAGGGGUCAGUUUAGAAUCGGGUAUAGUGUUGGAACCAGGGUUUAAGUUUAAUAGGAGAUUGGUUAGUGUAGGAAAUUAUCAAGGAGCAAUUAUCGAAGGAGCACGUGUAGCACAACAUAUGAAUUAUAUUGUGCGUAAGUUUGCAAACUCAUGAUACAUCAAAACAGAGGUUCUUAAUGUGCAAUCUUCCUUUUAAGACUUCUGAAUAGUAAUAAUGCUAUGUCUUUUAACGUUGGUUUUAAUGAAUAACAUACAUUCUGAAACUUUCAUCAUUAAGUUUAUGUGUUUCGGUGUGAGCUUUGAACAGCAUUUUGUUAUGAUAAUUUCCAUUUAAAGAAGAAAUCCAUCCUUCCUCAAAGUACCAUCAUUGAACAAAUACAGACUUUUUUAAAAAAUGGAUCAGUGAACAUUUGAUAGAAAUUUGUCAAAUAUUAGCAGAGUUAUGAAGUUUUAAUGAUUUGGAAAUUAGAAGAACAAGCAAACUUGACAACCUUAUCAUAUGCAAAUUACUCACCACUCACAAAAAAGAUUUCAUGAAUUUCCAUUUCCUCCCCUAAAAUAUUUCCUCAUACUUGUAUAUAUAAUUGAAGCCAUGGUCUUACAUGUCCUCCCUUAUUAAAGGAAUAAGAAACUUGAGAAUAUUUGGUAUUUUAGAUGCUUUUUCCUAAAACAGAUCUGUGGAGAGUUGCUUGCAUUGGAAGUCGUAGAGUUGUCAUUUUGUGCAGUGUUUUUCAAAACUUCAUAACUCUAAAACUGUUAUUACUUUUUGUCAGAUAUCUCUGAAAUGUUCACUGACACAUUUUUCUCUGAUUAUUCUGUUGAUGUUCUGAUGAUUCUGAUGAUUUACAAAUGGUAUUUUGAUGUUAACGAUGGAUUUUCCCUUUAAGAUUUAAAUUCAAUAUUAUGGUGCUACAUAUUUCAUCCAUCAGCAAGUGAUCAUGAAAACGUGAUUGAUGAAUAGCUAAUAGUAAUUGGGUGCUAAGACUUGCCUGUUCAACAUUCAAACUUGCUCAAAGUUGCAAUGGCUGUAUAAAUGAAUGAAUAAAAUGAGGGUAAAACUGACAGGGUGUUUGGGUAGUAUUUACAUGUAUUUGUAGAUCAAACCGCUUACAGAUUUCUCAACCUGCAUUAUCCCACUUUAAAAUGAGAUUUGAAAAGGCUAAUCUGAUCAGCAUUUCUUCUCUAAAUAAGCAUUAACAAAACUUUUAUUCAUUGCUUCAUUUUUAUGCCUCCGCUACAAAGUAGCCGGAUGCGUUAUGUUAGAAAUAAAUUGUGUUUCUGUGAUGAAUGAAAUGAAGAAAAAAAACAAUGCUAAAAAGUGUUGUUUUUUAAUUUCAAAAUAACUAAUAUAUUUGUAUUACAGUUAUGUUGAACUCUUUUGUAUGUUUCCAAAUUGAGUAAUUUGAUGACAGUUUUCCUAUAAAAACAGGUGAACCUGAUUAGAUAAUAGACAUGUAUUUUUUUCCAAUUUUUAAUUUGUUGUUUGUGUUUUGAAAACACCUGAACAUCACAGGGUCACUCACUCACUUAUGAGUUUUACCAGUGUUUAUGCAGCAUUUUCCCUUGCAUUGUUUUCUUGCCCCUAUGAAUGCAACUCUAAAGAACAAGAAAUAUUUGUGUACUUACAUAUUUAUUUGUAUCAAAGUUUUGUUCAAUAUUGCUUGUCUUCCCAUUUUGUUAAAGUCAUUUUUAUCAUUUUUUUUUACUCAAAUAGCAAUGUGGUUUUUAUAAAAGUAGUGAAUGAUGGUGUAUUCUUUUAUUCUGUUAAAUGUAGGAAUUCAAUGACAAAUGCAUUCUUUUUGCAAGCACAAAAGAUGUCUGGAUUUCGUAUAAGAGUUCUGUGUUAUUGAUGUUAUUAUUGUGCAAUUUUUUAAAAGUCUUCUCUCCUUGACCAAAUGCUGCUAUUUCUUUCUCUCAUAACAUUCAGAAAAUUAAUAUUGUUAUGUGUUAUGAAGUGAUAGCAUUACCAAAUUAACAUCAUCAUUUAUAUACCUAUGUUCCAAUAUGUAUUCAUUUCUCAGUAUUUUUUUUAAAAUAUGUUUUUUGUUCCAUUGUGGGAUAUUUCGUGGAAAUUCUAUAUCAGUAUUUCUUUCAUCUGCAAACAAGAUUGAACUAGGGCAUUCAUUAACAAGAAAUAAGGUUGUGAUGCAAAUCAUUGUUUUUUAAAGCCCAUCUGCACUAGUUUGGCCAGGGGGGAUUAUACCAUCCAGCUUGGUCACUGAAAGGUGGUUACCUCAUCAACUCAGCUCUCAAUUAACCUAAGAAAAAGAGGAUCAUGGGGGACCAACAGGUACCGCUUAGGCAUUGUUUUCUAUAUAGAGGGCGCAAGUAGCUACAAGUAGUACAGUAGGGCUUUAAGGCCAUGGCAUUCUGUCAUGAGAGCACUAUAUCACAAAAUCCCUUCUAGUGCCAUCUCAGGUCAGCUUGAGCUGUAUGGUCCAGUACGUAACUCGCUGCUUCCGUAGCUGCGGUGUUGGUUCAUGCAUCGAGUCCUCUGUCUUCGAAGUGGCAAUUAGGAAUUGGGUAACGCACUGUUGGUAAGUUGACCAUAAGAUGGUGCUGUGUAAUAAACAGGAUGCUACAGCAGAAAGUUCAUCAGUUCAGUAUCGCUUUAAAACUGAGAGGCUGCAUUUUUUGUCUUCAGAAAUACACAUUUCACAUACUUUUGUCAGUAAAAAAAAACAAACAGGGGCUAGCUUCUUGAAAGUGUCAUCAUUCCACAUGUAGUCUCACCGACAAUAAUUUAUGUAAAAUUGUUAAAUUACAGAUGAUAUCGUGUUCUGGUAAUAACGAAAAAUAUUCUAACCCAAUCCAUUCAAACUUGUAAUCUAAUUGAAUGUCUAUAUCUAUUACUUAUGAAUGUUAAAUUGUUAAGUGUAACUUUGUAAAUAGAAAAAUGAGACGUGAAGCCUGUAUAUUUGUAAAUAAGACAGAAAUUUUAUAUGAAGACUGAAUGGAGAUAUCUAUGUUUUAAUGAUAUUCCUUCAUUUCGUGAUCUAAUCAUUUGCUUUCUGUAGAUUGUUCAGUUAAUGGAUUCAUGUGCAAUUUAGGAAGACAUGGGUUAAGUUUGGUGAUUAGAGCAAAUCAUUAGUUGGAUGAUAAUGAAAUUAUGCCUGUAGGGUGUACAAUUUUUAAUUGAAGAUGUUGUCAUUGAUUCUUUAAAAGAAAGAUAAUGGGAAAUAUUCUUGUUACAUUCUUGGUUUCUUUUAAGGUAGAUAAUUUGCAAUCAUUUAUUGUAGUGAUAGAUUUAGUGUUUAAAACACUCCUCGAUACCUUCAUUUUAUUCCUCUAGUCGUCGGUGGAAAUAAAGAAAGAAUAGCACUUAGCCAAGCUUGCACAGAACUUGAAAUACUUGCUUGUGGCAAGCUAUUUAUAAAACCACUUUCCUACUGUACAAACGACACGCUCACAAAGAUUUUCAUAACAAUGUAAUCUGGGAAAUGUGAAAACGCUAUUGUUUUGCCGUUAGAAAUCAUGUUUAGAUCAUGUCAUAUGUCAUCAUAAUGGUCGAAAAAAUUGAAAUCAUUUCCGGGUUGACUUAUCAAGUCUCCGCAUUGAAGAGAGAAUGAUUGAGAAAGAAUAACUGAUGUCUAUUCAUUUUUUUGCCAUGCCAAUAUUAUUUUAUGCAAAUAUACCCUUUGUCAAUAUUUGCCAAAAA
This is a messenger RNA of Strongylocentrotus purpuratus (purple sea urchin), 6321 nucleotides long. Its product is annotated as serine/threonine-protein kinase PLK1. The transcript has 13 exons. The record is from RefSeq and is a predicted model, not a curated record. NCBI's taxonomy places the organism in Eukaryota, Metazoa, Echinodermata, Echinoidea, Camarodonta, Strongylocentrotidae. Bases 101 to 2179 code for a protein of 692 amino acids. Gene Ontology annotation, molecular function: ATP binding; protein serine/threonine kinase activity; protein binding. Gene Ontology annotation, cellular component: nucleus; centrosome; cytoplasm. Gene Ontology annotation, biological process: regulation of cytokinesis; mitotic cell cycle; protein phosphorylation.